AUGGGGGGCUUCGUCGGCGAGACAGGGUUCUCGAGACUCAUUUUACGCGCGGUCUCGCUUAUGUCUGCCGUUGGGGGCAUUGUCGCUGUCAGUGGCAUAGACUAUUAUGCCCAGCAGUUUUAUGACUAUCUUUUCCUUGGUUUAUGCGGGUUAUGGUCCUUGAUCAAUAUCGGGCUGUUGUUAUUCAAGCGUGCUUCACACCCUGGCUAUUGCAUCUUGUUCGACAUGUUGCUAGUCGCAGCAUCGGCAUUUCUCGUCACGGUCUCGGGCGUUGGAGCUGCUUUUAAAGGAUAUGAUUUGGUAGGACGCGGUAUUGCCGCGGUUGUAUUUGCGGCUGUUGAAUUGUAA
This is a messenger RNA of Penicillium pulvis, 348 nucleotides long. RefSeq lists its product as uncharacterized. NCBI's taxonomy places the organism in Eukaryota, Fungi, Ascomycota, Eurotiomycetes, Eurotiales, Aspergillaceae. The record is from RefSeq and is a predicted model, not a curated record. The coding region runs from base 1 to 348 and encodes 115 amino acids. The transcript has 2 exons.